AGUCUGAGUAUACAGAGCUGUGAUGUCAUAAGUGUGUAUUAUGAGUCCCAACAUGUCCAGUGUUUACUGGAGGAGAUCCCCGACAACUGAGCCGGACGGAGAGGUGAGUGUUGUUAGUUACCUGCAAAGAAGGCGAGGAGGAGGCCGCAGGACAGGUGACACCCCCUGAGAUCUGCGCAAGGAAAGACACCCGCUUCCUCACCCUGAGUGCCCACACCGGAUGCCAUGGGGUCCGUACCCCCCGUGUUACUUUGUAUCACCCUGCUCUUCAUCCAUGAUACCUGGGGACAAGUGGAGUUCCUCUCCUUGCCGGACACGGUGUCCAUCAAAGAAAGUUCUCCCAUCGGCUCCCCCGUCCAUGCCUUCAGCCUGAUCAACUGUACCAGCAACAACCCCACCGUCACCAUCGACAGCGUCAUCCCACCGGCAACGUACUUCAACACCCCAACGCAGACCCUCACCGGAUCCGUCUUUGAAUUACAGAUUACACUCAGCAGUACGGCGACUCUGAACGCACAAGUGGUGAAUGAGUACAUCCUGGAGAUCACCGCCGUAUGUGGCAAUGAGACCGUCACCAAUCAGCUGUUUGUCAAUAUCCUAGACGACAUCCCGGAGCCGCAAUGUGAGCCGAAGUUCUCCAGCCAAGUUGGAGACUCUGUUGAAGUCUACUCCAAUGUUCCGGCCUCCAGCAACAUCUACACCGUGGUGUUACGGCAACCCAAGUAUAGACCUGUGACGUAUAAGAUCACCUCCCCCAGCCCUUCUCCAUUCACCAUCUCAUCCAAUGGAAAUGUCAAAUCUCCAGCCGCAGGAUUUGCCAAUGCCAAUUUGAAUUAUCAGCUGCAGAUCCAGGUCACUGACUCGGUGGGCAACACAUGCAAUGGGACGCUCAACGUCAAAGUUCUUCCUGUCUACCAAAACAGCGUCAACUUCACGUCAUCUUCAUUCAGUGUCACCAUCCCAGAAAAUGGCGGACCCAGCUAUCUGGUGACCACAAUGAAGGCGACCGGGACCAAUGUUCUGUACCAGCUGAUCGAUCCCAGCAGCAUCUACUACAUCGAACCAGCCACUGGCACGAUCAGAACAACAUUUAACCUGGACCUGGAAACCAACCCGUCACUGGUCACCACCAUCCUGAAGGUCCGAGCCUAUGACAGCACCCAGCGCUCUAACAGCGCCACCACCACCGUCACCAUUAUCGUCACUGACGUCAAUGACAUCGCUCCGCAGUGCAGCCCUGCCAUUGUAGUGAAGCAGGUUUCACAGAACGCUCCGGUUGGAGACCUAAUUGCGUCUUUGAGCUGUACGGAUCCCGAUUACAACAGCACCGGCCUCACCUAUUCCAUCACUUCCAACGCCAACUCCCUGUAUUCCUUCCGCAUGGUGGGCAACCAGCUGCAGAUCAAUAACACUCUGAAUUACGACUCCUAUGAAAUGGCGAGCGUGAAUUUCCAAUAUUCGGCCACGGUGGUGGUGACUGAUAACGGCACUCCGAAAAUGACCACCAACAUCCCGGUAUUUGUCACGGUCACCCCGGUGAAUAAUUAUGAUCCGAAAUGCGCCGGCCCGCUGACAUACAGCAUCAAUGAGAACCAGCCGUUUGGGACUGUGGUGGGACAGCUGAAUGCCACAGACGCUGACUAUCCCUUUAACAACGUGGAGUACAGUAUCACCGGUGCGCAGAACCCAACAAUGUUCUACAUCAACCCGAGAAGCGGACAGGUCAAUCUGCUCGGCCCCCUGGACUACGAGAAGCAGACCACCUACAACCUGCGGAUCCAAGUGGUGGAUCUGAAUAAUGACAUCUUACCAGACCCAAAGAACCAGAGGACCGCGUUCUGCACCAUCACCAUCAACGUGCUGGACUACAAUGAUAAUCCCCCCAUCUGUACACCUCCUUAUUAUGAAACGACGAUCUACUCCACCCUCUCGACGGCAACCCCAGUUGUUUCAUUGCAAUGCAGUGACGUAGAUGUUACCAACGCUGUGCUGCGUUACUCCAUUGUGGGCGGAAAUACUAAUGGCCGCUUUCAGAUGAUCGGCAGUAACGUCAUGCACAACCCGUUCUCCUUUAACACCGCUGGUGGUGUAUACGACCCUAUAAAGUAUGAGCUCCUCGUCCUGGUGACAGACAGUACGGCCUCCCCUCAGUACAGCACCACCGCCACUGUGUUCAUCACCGUUAUCCCCUGGACCACCACACAGCCCACCACCACGACCACAACACCGAUUCCACAGAAGCAAACGACGAUUGUGAAUCAGACUCUGGAGUACUGGCAGCCCGACACCUGGUUCAUGGUGGUCCUGACCAUCACCGGGGCCCUGCUCCUCGGUGCCAUUGGUCUGCUGACCUGGGCUCUGUGUAGAAAAUACCCGUUGUGUGCCCAAGGCCCGAAAGAUGCCACAGAGCCCCUCCUGCAGGACCGGUCAUUACAGAACGCUGAGCCGCCCGCCAACCAGAACCAGCAGCCCCCUCCCCCAUCCAAGGAGAAGAAGGACGUCGCUCCAGUCAGCCCGCUAAGCCUGCAGUUUGACGGCAGAGCUCAGGAUCCAGUGACGGGACGGGAGUAUCUCUUCAACAGCCACACCGGGGAGAGACGUUGGGUGUGAGGAGAGGGAGAGACGCCGACUCACCGAAAAUCAUAAUCACCACCACCAUGUCAUCCGAGGAGAGCCGAGGAAUCACCAGAUUUUAUUCUGAUGGAAUUU
This is a messenger RNA of Rana temporaria (common frog), 2709 nucleotides long. Its product is annotated as cadherin-related family member 4-like. NCBI's taxonomy places the organism in Eukaryota, Metazoa, Chordata, Amphibia, Anura, Ranidae. The coding region runs from base 226 to 2610 and encodes 794 amino acids. The transcript is spliced from 20 exons. Gene Ontology annotation, molecular function: calcium ion binding. The record is from RefSeq and is a predicted model, not a curated record. Gene Ontology annotation, cellular component: plasma membrane. Gene Ontology annotation, biological process: homophilic cell-cell adhesion.